UUUCAGCCACAGGGAACAAAUCCCCUGGCAGAGGGCAGAGACGACAAUCAAGCUGCUGAUCGGGUUGGCUGUCCUUUAGGGAGAACUGGGGACUGACUCCAGCAUUUGAGCAUUUCUUGCCUUCUGUCCCACCCAAACCAGAACAAAAGAUUCUUCAAACCAACAGGUCUAACUGUACUUCAGGUUUUGCUCAUGGAGGUGCAAAAUGACUGGAAGAAUUGUUGGCACCUCAUUGAUGACAGCCACGUGAAAGACUUUGAAGUAGCCAAAUGGGUCAAGAUCACCCUUGCCCUCAUCUACAGCAUUAUCUUUGUGGCAGGGAUCUUGGGCAACAGCAUCACCAUCCAGACUUCCAAAAUACUGCAGAAGAAAGGCUAUAUGCAAAAAGCAGUUACUGACCACAUGAUAAGUCUAGCAUGUUCAGAUCUCUUGGUGAUCUUACUGGGGAUGCCUGUGGAGUUCUACAGCAUUAUAUGGAGUCCUUUCUCUACUACAAAAGGAGACCUAACCUGCAAGUUGUACAGCUUCCUCUUUGAGGCUUGCAGCUAUGCCACUGUGUUACAUGUGGCCACCCUAAGCUUUGAAAGAUACAUUGCCAUCUGCCAUCCAUUUAAGUUCAAAGCUUCUUUCGGACCCUACAAAGUGAAGAUUCUCAUUGCCUUUGUUUGGAUUACAUCUGUGCUGGUGGCCCUACCCCUUCUUUUUGCAAUGGGUGCAGAGCACCCGUUGGUAGCUAUCCCAGGCCAUCGAGACUUGCCUGUCUGUGAAAGACCCAAGGCCCGACACCUGCCUGAAUUCCGUUUAAACGUGACAAUAUGCACCAAUUUAUCAUCUAAAUGGAGAGUCUUCCAGUUUAGUAUUUUCACUGCCUUCACUGUGUACCUCAUAGUGUUGGUUUCUGUAGCAUUUAUGUGCCGGAAUAUGAUGAAAGUUUUGAUAGUCUACAAGCAAGCAACAUUGGCAGUAAAAGGAACAGAAAAGCAGUGCCAAUUUCUAAGGAAAACAGAACAUCCAGAGAGCAGAGGAUCCAAGAAACAGACUCUUAUCUUCCUAGGUUUGAUUGUUGCAACACUGGCAAUAUGCUGGCUGCCGAAUCAAGUUCGAAGGAUCAUGAUGGCUGCUAGGCCCAAGCGAGACUGGACCAUCUCCUAUUUCAGGGCAUAUAUUAUCCUUCUCCCCAUAGCAGAUAUCUUCUUUUACCUUAGUUCUGUGGUGAACCCGCUCCUAUACAACGUUUCCUCCCAGAACUUCCGGAAGGUAUUUCUUCAAGUCCUUCGCUGUCGCCUGUCAUUAGAACAUGCCAACAAACAGAAGUACUUGGCAACUAGUUUAAACUCUGUAGCCAACAGCAACCAUUCCAAACGCCCAUUGAUCUUCAUAUCAUCCAGGCGGAAGUCUUCCACUAAGACGGCUCAGAAGGUUUCCUUAAAUAUUCUUCAGAAUGAGGCUGAGAUUGACUCUAGUUUACCAAAACUGAGUCCCGAGUCAUUGGAGCUCAAUGUGAAAACAAUGCCUCCGGAGACCAGCACAGAUCCAAGCCUUGUUAACCAGAAUGGCAUUUGUGAACAUGAGCAGUAAAUACUCAUAAAGAAAAGUUAUAGGAUACACAAUAUGCUAACGGGGGAAGCAAUAAAGGAAAACAAAACAAAACAAAACAAAAAAGGUUAUACAGCCAACAAGUUGUACCCUUCAAGUUCAAGUGCUAAUUUCAAUAGAC
Messenger RNA from Python bivittatus (Burmese python), 1717 nucleotides. RefSeq names its product G protein-coupled receptor 39 (gene GPR39). The record is from RefSeq and is a predicted model, not a curated record. Gene Ontology annotation, molecular function: G protein-coupled receptor activity. Gene Ontology annotation, cellular component: membrane. Gene Ontology annotation, biological process: G protein-coupled receptor signaling pathway. NCBI's taxonomy places the organism in Eukaryota, Metazoa, Chordata, Lepidosauria, Squamata, Pythonidae.